Molecule: messenger RNA, 1968 nt
Organism: Trichoderma breve
Lineage: Eukaryota; Fungi; Ascomycota; Sordariomycetes; Hypocreales; Hypocreaceae
Product: fungal specific transcription factor domain-containing protein
Exons: 7
Coding region: 1-1968 (655 amino acids)
Biological process (GO): positive regulation of transcription from RNA polymerase II promoter by galactose; DNA-templated transcription
Cellular component (GO): nucleus
Molecular function (GO): RNA polymerase II cis-regulatory region sequence-specific DNA binding; DNA-binding transcription factor activity, RNA polymerase II-specific; zinc ion binding
Source: RefSeq, a predicted model, not a curated record
AUGUGCCUGAGAUACAGAAGACAUUGCCUAUACGAAAAACAUUCGAGGACUCCACUUACGAGGAGGCACUUAACGGAAGUUGAAGAAAGAUUAGAGCAAGCGGAGGCUUUGAUCAGACAACUAAGAGCUACGCAGCCACCGCAAACGUUGUUAAGCGAAGGAUCUACUAAUGUACUUGCUUCGCCCAACCAGCUAUCUGAGGCUAAUACCAGACAAUUCACCAAUAGCAACUUGUCUAUGGACGGAUCACAUUUGCAACAGUCAUCAGUUCUUAGUAUUCAUGAUGGUUUGGCCUCAGAUUCCACGCUCAACGCAAAUAUUCCAAAGAAAGUUUUUGGUGAUGGCCCAAUGACCCAGCAGAUUAUGGGGGCCUCAGAGCAAGUUGAGAGUUCUGAUAAGUCUCAGGAUGACGAAUUCGAAAGCCCACCCUCAACAGGCGACUUUGGUUGGAAUGAGCAUGGGGCUAUCCAGCAGAUUCUAGAUGGCAUGGCAUCUCUGACAGUCUCAGAGCAGCGAACCGACACUAUGAUCGAUGCCUAUUUCAGAAUAUAUCACCUCAGUUAUCCGAUUGUCCACGAACCAACUUUCCGAGCUCAGUAUUCGGAAGUCAUUCGAAGGCCUAACGGCGGAUCUUGGUAUAUCUUGGCAUAUGUUAUGGCAGCCCUUGGAGUCUAUACGACCGCAACGGAUCUGAAUAACCUGGAUUUAGAUAUCUUUCAGCACACCAAAUCUCUCCUCACAUUUGACAUACUUGAAGUUGGAAGCUUAACAAUGGUCCAAGCCCUGACUUUAAUUUCCAACUAUCAACAAAAGAGAGAUAAGCCGAAUUCUGCGUAUAGUUACUCGGGAUUGGCGGCCAGAAUGGCUAUGGCGCUUGGGCUGCACAAGGAUUUUCAGGGAUGGAAAAUCCCACCUUUAAGCAUGGAGAUCCGACGCAGAGUUUGGUGGACGAUGAGUAUAUUUGACAUUGGUGCUACCAUCACGUUUGGUCGACCGCAAGUGUGCCCGUUCGACGGUGUCGACAUAGCGCUGCCCAGGAAUGUUCAUGACAAGGAUCUCACUGCGAUGUCUAGUUCAUAUCCUCCUGAUCCGGAAGAAAUAACUGUUUACACAGCGGUACGAACGCAAGCAAGAUUUUUUAUCGCCACAAACCCCAUAUACCUCAGAAUUAUCUCAAAGCCUUUGCCCAGUGCCCGCGAGCUACUCCAAUUGGAGGCUCAGUGCAUAGGAUCGUGGGCAGAAAAGACGCCGUCUUACUUCUCGGAAACAGCAGCCAUACCGCCCACUUCUGUCUUUUCCCACUCCGUCAUGCAAUGGAGAUGGCGAAACUUUCGCAUGAUCAUGUACCGCCCUUUUGUCAUCCGGCGAGCUUUAUUAGCGCGCAGCGGUCGUCGGGACAAUUCGAGUCCAGAAUCGCUGCAGGCUUACGAGCGAUGCUUGGAGGAUGCUAAACAGAGCAUAUUGUCGAUCAGUGCAUUCUGGGCUGCAAAUGACCACAACCGUCUCUUCGCGUGGUAUGCAUUAUAUUUCCUUUUCCAGGCUGCUCUGAUCCCUUGUAUCUGCCUGCAAAACGAAUCUUCUUCCUCAAACGCACCGGAUUGGCGUGAUCAAAUUGUUACCUCUUUAAAAGUUAUUGCGGCCUUGGUACCAGUAAAUCCAAGCGCUAGACGGUGCUACCAAGUUCUUGUCAGCCUCUGUGGAGCCCAUCUCGAUACACCGAUGCCUCUUCUUCCCGAGGAUGUCAACUCAGAAGAAACCCUCGUUCUUCAAUCAGAAGACGUUGGUGGUUUUAAUAGCGCAAUAUACCGUCAGGCUUCAGAUGCAGACGGGGAUAGACAAAUGAUGUCCGGGGUUGACUCAAACGAUCAGAUGAACGCGGUUUUUGGCAUGAUGUGGCCCAACACGCUUUUCGAUACUGCCGAGAAGGGACAUGAUGAUUCUUGGAUGGAUUUUCUCAAUGGGAUAUAG